Molecule: messenger RNA, 504 nt
Organism: Sapajus apella (tufted capuchin)
Lineage: Eukaryota; Metazoa; Chordata; Mammalia; Primates; Cebidae
Product: keratin-associated protein 13-3
Source: RefSeq, a predicted model, not a curated record
AUGUCCUUCAACUGCUGUUCUAGAAACUUCUCCUCCCACUCCUGUGGGGGCUACCUGUGCUACCCAGGCUCCUCCAGUGGCUCUCCCUACCCCAGAAACCUGGUCAAUAGCACUGACCUCUGCUCUCCCAGGACCUCUCAGCUGGGUUCUGACAGAGCAUGUCAGGAGACCUGCUGGGAGCCCUCCAGUUGCCAGACUUCAUGUGUGAAGUCCAGCCCCUGCCACACCUUCUGCUGCUACCUCAGGACCCCCAUGCUCUGCAAUUCUUGCUCGACUGUGCAGUCUGGGUCUCUGGGUUUUGGAUCCAAUAGCUGCUGUUCCCUGAGCUAUGGAUCCAGGAGAUGCUCUUAACUGAGCUAUGGAUCCAAUGGAUUCAGAACUCUGAAUUAUAGAAUCCAUGCCUUCCCUUCCCAGAGUAAUGGAUCCAGAUUCUGCCACCCAAUUUAUUUUCUGUCUAGGAGGUGGUUCCAUUCACCUGUUGACAGCCAUUCUGGUUUCUACUGA